AUGAAUGCAGAGAAACGAAGAAAAUCCAGAGUACAGGGAGGAUGGGCAGGUGCAGGGAGCAAACGGAAUAAUGCUAUCAAACCAAAACAAUCAGUUUUGGCAUCACAUGCUUCAAGCCAAAGCCCUGUGACUGGAAUAGUUGCACAAAGGCAAGUUCUGGCAAGUGCUCAGUCGCAUACUGCCAAGUUGUCUGAGUCAAGUAUUCCACAGUGGACUGAACAGGAAAUACAAGUAAAACCAGCUGACCGGACUAUAGUAAAAUCUGGCACAUACGAUAUAAGCACAGAACCAUCUGGAAUGAAAUACCUUCGGAAGCAGAGAUCAGAAGUUCAUGGCGGGGUCAGAGCUGUUCAACCCAGGCUGACUGCCUGGUAUAGCGAGCUUCCAUACACAUACGCUGGCAUCACAGUGGAAGCUAAUACAUCUGAGUGGCCAAAAUGCUUUGGCUGGCACUCUGUCGAUGAGCCAAUCAUGGGAAAGAACCCUUCAAUUGCAUCGCUGUCCUUCGGCGAAGAGAGAGUAUUUGAGCUAGACUACACCUAUAGCCAAGUUAUUAACAUACCUCUAAGAAGUGGUUCACUGCUCAUUGAGUACCAUGACACAGGAGCCAGGAUAAACGUUACAUUCAGAGUGGCAACACCUUCCCACAAGUGA
Messenger RNA from Candidula unifasciata, 654 nucleotides. The record is from the annotation of a GenBank genome assembly. Lineage: Eukaryota; Metazoa; Mollusca; Gastropoda; Stylommatophora; Geomitridae.